This is a messenger RNA of Eupeodes corollae, 1718 nucleotides long. Its product is annotated as lipase 3-like. Gene Ontology annotation, molecular function: hydrolase activity, acting on ester bonds. Gene Ontology annotation, biological process: lipid metabolic process. The record is from RefSeq and is a predicted model, not a curated record. Lineage: Eukaryota; Metazoa; Arthropoda; Insecta; Diptera; Syrphidae. Bases 43 to 1248 code for a protein of 401 amino acids. The transcript is spliced from 3 exons.
CUUGGUCAUUGGCAUACAAUUUUUUAAGAAAGAACACACGAAAUGAAGUUAAGAAUUAUCAUAUUGAGUGUUCUCAUUUCGCUGGUUGUGGCAGCCCCGAGUGGCAAGAGUAGAGGAAGAGUGACGACGGAGACUUUGAUAGCAGAUCAUGGCUACCCGUUUGAGGAACAUACAGUCCAAACCUCGGAUGGUUAUGUUCUGACAAUGCAUCGAAUUCCUUACUCUGGCCGAGUUGAAUCUGACGAAGAUGAACCACGCCCAGUCGCCUUCCUCAUGCAUGGAAUCUUGUGCUCUUCCAGUGACUGGGUUCUUCUAGGACCUGAUAACGCACUCGCCUAUCUGCUUUCCGAUGCUGGCUAUGAUGUUUGGCUGGGAAAUGCCCGUGGAAAUACAUACUCUCGAGAGCACGUUAAGCUGAAUCCUUUGUUUGGUAGCUUCUGGAACUUUGACUGGCAUGAAAUCGGCUUGUACGACCUGCCGGCUAUGAUUGACUACAUUCGGUAUUACACGGGCGAGGAUCAAGUUACGUACUUUGGUCAUUCCCAAGGAACUACAUCUUUCUUGCUUUUGAACUCCCUGAAUGAGCGUUUCAAGACCCGCAUAAAGUCCGCCCAUUUAUUAGCCCCAGUGGCAUUUAUGGAAAACAUGGAGUCACCAUUAAUGGAUUUGGUAUCGUUGACACUCGGGGGAAUGAGCAAGGUUCCAGAACUUUUUGGUAAUCUGGAGUUCCUGCCUAGCUCUGCUGUUAUGCGUAUUUUGGGACAAAACACCUGUGCUGAUUCAUCACCAAUUCAGGCGCUAUGUUCGAAUGUACUAUUCCUAAUAGUCGGACAUGAUGCUGAAAAUCUUAAUACUACCUUAUUGCCGGAAAUUUUGGCAACAAACCCAUCUGGAUCCUCAAUAAAUCAGGGUUACCACUAUCUUCAGUUAUUCAGUUCCGGUGAAUUCCGUCAGUUUGACUACGGAAAGGUUCGCAACAAGUUGGUCUAUGGCAAGACAAAGCCUCCAAAGUAUCCCCUUGAGAAUGUCGACGUUCCAAUUUACAUGUACUACAGUGACAAUGACUACAUGGCUUCGGUGGUAGAUGUGCAUCGGUUGAUUAGAGAAUUGCCAGAUUCGACGGUUAAACGUGCCUACAGGGUGCCACACGACAAAUGGAAUCACAUGGAUUUCUUAUGGGGCAUGAAUAUCAGAGAACAAGUUUAUGAUGCAGUUUUAGAAGACGUCAAGUCUGCUAAAUGGGAUUAGAAUCAAUUUAAGCCAAAUAUGAUAAGGUUUCGAUGUAGGGUUUAACUACGUAGUUUGCCAAAUGAUAAUCGGAUCCGGAUGAAACUGAAAAACAAGCCUAAUUACCGUAUGUGAUAUGACAGAUAAAAGAGCGAUAGUGUGUGAUAAAACAGAAGGUGCAAAAUUAAUCAACUGAAUGAUCACCCCAGUGCCAAGGAAUAUUAUAAGCGAUUUGUGUUAGAUAUUUUUAUUUAAUCAAUUGAUUUUUUACCAAAAGAUAAUUAUUAUUAAUUAAGGAAGAGAUAUUGGGUGUUUUUAAGAAACAUUAAGAUUGCUUAAUGUGAAAAUUUUAUGAGCCAUAUUGGUUCACUUAUUUACUUAUGGAAGAAAAAUGUAUUAUUCAAAAAAUUAAUUAUUUAAACAAAUUUAAUCCUCAUUUUAUUAAAUUAAAUAUACAUAUUUUAUAAAAUAAAUAAAUAUUCUUGAAAAAA